CUAGGACUUGGGGAGAGGACGAGAUGGAGGACAUACUGAAAUAUAAUCUAAACACUCUGCUUGAUUACAUCAGAUAAUGAGUCUGGUUGACAUUUACCAUAGAAAACGUAGAUAUUCGAAUCUUAAUAAUACGACGAAUGCAUGCCGUCCCAUAGCAGUUUUUCGUAGCAUAUUUAAACUAAUUUCUUGGAGGAUUUUCACCAUAGUCGUUAACUCCAUUACAUAGUCAUUAGUCAGUUAAAUGACGACGGAGAUAUCAAUGAGCAGACUACAACUACACCAAGGCUCAAGAAAUCAGGCUGUGUGGACCACCUGAACGACGCAGAUGACGAAGAUGGCAUAUCAAACGUAUACUACUGCUUUAUUAUGCGUAUAUCUUGUAUCUGUUCCAAUAAGGACCUGUCAGGCCAAAGUGGUUGUGAACAACCAGACAUUCCUGUCCCACGAGCAGCGACUAUUGCAUGAUUUGUUCAAUGUAUCCAUGUACGACACCAACGCGAUUCCCAGAAUCAACCCCAGUGAUACGGUCGAUGUGACCUUGAGGUUUUCAGUCAAGCAGAUUGAUGCUCUGAGGGAGAAGGACCAACUAUUGACAAUAACCGGAUGGGUGGAAACGUACUGGUGGGACGAGUUUUUACAAUGGGACCCAUCCGAGUAUGGAGGCGUUGAAGAAAUAUACUUAUUGCCCCAAACGAUAUGGUUGCCUAGAUGGGCUCUCUUUAGUAGUCCAGGGGAGGUUUUCCAGACAGAUCACUAUAGAAAUUUUCAAGUGAGUGUUUACUAUGAUGGCUGGGCAUAUUGGGACCCAGGUGGUGAUUUCUCGACCAUUUGUCCGGUUAAUAUUAAGUACUACCCUUUUGACGAACAAGUUUGUACGUUUGUGUUCAGCAACUGGGCAUACACGGGAUUGAAGGUGAACUUGACCUAUUCAACACCUAACAUAGAUUUAGAGGUCUUCUCCAAAAGCGGCGAGUGGGACGUCACGGAGACAACUGGUUCACGCCUGGAUCGCUAUUACAGUGACUAUCCGGACCUACCCUACCCCGAGGUCCAUUACUCCAUGAUGCUCAAACGCAAACCUCUGUUCUAUGCCAUUAAUGUCGUUCUCCCAGUCAUGCUUAUUGCGAGUCUGACACUUUUGGUAUUUUGGCUGCCAUCGGACUCUGGUGAGAAGAUGUCUAUGGGUCUGACAAUAUUACUGUCUUUCUCUGUAUUCUUGCUUCUCAUUGUCGAGAACAUUCCUAAGACAUCGGAGUCCACGCCCCUUAUAGUUGUGUUUCUCACCAGCCUCAUGAGUAUCACGACAGCCUCAGUUGGAAUCUGCGUCAUCGUGCUUCAUUUCCAUCACUACGGCACCCCAAACCACAGACCACCGCUUCUACUGGUGAAGUUAAUCUCUAUCGUGUACAAAGACCCGACACUAGCGAAACUUUGUCGAACCUCUAGUGUGGAUGCAAUGACGAACGCGUCUUCAAAGGCCGCGACUUUGAAGGUUUCGACUGUUUCUAUGGCUGACAAACUUGGCAAGUUGAAUGAAGAUACAGCAAUUGGUUCAAUACGAGAACUAUUGGAAGAAAUUGUUGAAUCCAACCGCAGUAAAGCGAAUGCUAACGAGCGUUUAGAGGAAUGGAGGGCAAUUGCAAGGGGCAUCGAUAGGUGGCUCUUUUGGUUUAGUCUCGUUUUGAUGAUCGUAUUUGCCAUUAUACUACUGGGAAUAUAUCCCAACACUAAACCAGUAUUGGCAAGGGACAAUCUCACAUAAGAAACAUGUCCAUUGACCAAUAUUUCUGAAAAGGGGCAGGAAUCAUUUAUUGGUUUUACCAUUCAAAAGCUUUUGAUGUGGGCUUUCAGUUUUUAGUAAGAUUUAUAUUUGUAACUUGUAAGAAAGCUGUUAGUCCCGUAUUUCCGUUAGUAAGCUGUUAGUCCUGUAUUCAUAACAAAGAUGACUGUAGGCCAUUAAAGCACUCAUCUAAGGACGUUUUAACAGAAAGGGAUCUUUGUUGCUAAGUUUAUAUAUGUGACACUUUUCAUCCCGACUGGCUUCAUCUUUUACACGUUGUUAGAUUAACAAAUAAAGGGAAUGUGGCCGGCUGGGGUAUGGAAAUUGCUCUG
Owenia fusiformis is the source of this 2112-nucleotide messenger RNA. NCBI's taxonomy places the organism in Eukaryota, Metazoa, Annelida, Polychaeta, Sabellida, Oweniidae. The record is from the annotation of a GenBank genome assembly.